Messenger RNA from Diprion similis, 364 nucleotides. Its product is annotated as histone H4. Lineage: Eukaryota; Metazoa; Arthropoda; Insecta; Hymenoptera; Diprionidae. The transcript has a single exon. The coding region runs from base 33 to 344 and encodes 103 amino acids. Gene Ontology annotation, cellular component: nucleosome. Gene Ontology annotation, biological process: nucleosome assembly. Gene Ontology annotation, molecular function: DNA binding; structural constituent of chromatin; protein heterodimerization activity. The record is from RefSeq and is a predicted model, not a curated record.
CUGGAUCCAGCAACUACUUUCCGAGUCUCAAGAUGACUGGUCGCGGUAAGGGAGGAAAGGGAUUGGGUAAAGGAGGAGCAAAGCGUCACAGGAAGGUGCUUCGUGACAACAUUCAGGGAAUCACCAAACCGGCCAUUCGUCGUCUGGCCCGUCGUGGUGGAGUGAAAAGAAUUUCAGGGCUGAUCUACGAAGAGACGCGAGGUGUCUUGAAGGUGUUUCUUGAGAACGUGAUUCGUGAUGCUGUAACCUACACCGAGCACGCCAAGAGGAAGACUGUCACUGCGAUGGAUGUCGUAUACGCUCUGAAACGACAAGGCCGCACUCUAUACGGUUUCGGAGGUUAAAUCGACUAGCGCUUGCCUGC